Erythranthe guttata (spotted monkey flower) is the source of this 2096-nucleotide messenger RNA. Its product is annotated as pre-mRNA-splicing factor of RES complex protein. Gene Ontology annotation, biological process: mRNA splicing, via spliceosome. NCBI's taxonomy places the organism in Eukaryota, Viridiplantae, Streptophyta, Magnoliopsida, Lamiales, Phrymaceae. The record is from RefSeq and is a predicted model, not a curated record. Gene Ontology annotation, molecular function: RNA binding. Gene Ontology annotation, cellular component: U2-type spliceosomal complex; RES complex.
CUUUUCUGCCUCACCUUUCAUCUCGCUCCCAGCGCCCACCACCGGCCACCGCCACCGCCACACUUUCAUUCUCCCCGCCGCCCGCCUCCCUCCACCCGACACCGCCUCCACACCACCAGCCGACCACCAUCUCACUUGAAUCACGGUCGAAAAUAAGGGACGCGUCGGACCCUAAAUCGAAGCCAUCACACCGGCCCUCAUCUCCCGCCGUCAGCAAGCAAAAGACGGAGUUCAGUUGUUCAAUCGUAUUCUUUCUAAUUAAAAGAACCUGUUAGGAUCACGAUGGUGGGGGCAUCGUCAGGGACAACUUCGCUUAAAGAGUACCUUAAAAAAUACACAAGUAAUGAUGACAAGGAUAACAAGAAGAAGAAAAAAAAGAAGGCUAAACCUGAUGCUGCUGGAGUUCUUCUAGUGGAUGAAGAUCCCGUUUGGCAAAAGCCUGUCAAAGUUUAUGAAGAAGAAGAUUCAGCAGAUGAAGAGAAGCCUCAAGUUGAUGAAGAUAUUGAAGUCAAGCGUAUGAGAAGGCUGGAGCUAAUCAGGUCUAAACGCCCUUUUGGUGCCAUUUCCGAGGAUGGAAGUGGAUGGGUAUCUCUGUCAAACGACCCUAAUAAUAGCAAGUCCGAAGACCAGAAUUCUGAUAUUUCUCCACCUCGUAAAAGGAGGCUUCGUAAUGACACUCCAUCACCAGAACCUGGACAACGGUCCGACAUUCCAGCGGGUGCUGAUUUGUCUCCAGUUCGGCAGUCGUACAAAUCCAAAACAAAAACAAAAACUUCACGUGAGCCAUAUUUGGAAGCCUCGGAGUCUGAUAGGCCCAGUGAUUUGUCCCCACCUCGAAGGCAGCAAAGAGAUAAGCACGCAUCAUCCCCUGAACGUGGAAGAGUACCUUCACAUUCAAAGGUCACCGAUUCGGAUAUUUCUCCUCCUCGACGUGGUAGUCGGGACUCUAGAUAUCAAAAUGACUCGCGCGCUCCUUCGACAGCAGAUCUUUCGCCGCCUCGGAAGUUCAAGAAUGACAGAUCUGGUUCUGUUGUCUCUGCACCUUCAGUUUCCGAUCUUUCUCCUCCAAGGAAGAGCCGGAAAGAAUCACCAAUGAUUUCACGUCACCCGAGAACUGGUUUAGUUUCUGGUACAGAUGUCAAAGAUGAAAUUGAUAGAAAGAAAAAGGAAGAGUGGUUGAGGUUUAAAGAGAUGGAUUCUACAGUAAGUGGCCGGAAUGCUGAACCUACAUACCGCGACAAAAAAACUGGGGAACGCAUGUCAAAGGAGGAAUUUUUUAAGUUUCAGAAGAAAGAUCGGAAGAAAGAAGAUAAACCUAAGGAGAUAAAGCUGGAAUGGGGCAAAGGGUUGGCUCAGAAACGCGAAGCUGAAGCUAGAUUUCAAGAAAUAGAAGAAGAGAAGAACAAACCGUUUGCCCGGGGCAGGGAUGAUGCUGAUCUCGAUUCUAUGCUGAAGGAAAAAGUCCGAUGGGGUGAUCCCAUGGCACACUUAGUCAAGAAAAAGAAUCUGGAGCAACUUCUUCCAGACUUAGGUGAUAAUGAGAAGAUGAAAGAAUCAGGCUUCAUAAUCCCGCAAGAUAUUCCAAGUCAUAGCUGGAUAAAAAGAGGACUCGAAGCUGCACCAAACCGCUAUGGGAUCAGACCAGGAAGACACUGGGAUGGUGUCGAUCGCAGUACUGGAUAUGAGAAGGAUUUGUUUAAGAGAACGAAUGAGAAGGCAGCAACAGACAAAGAAGCAUAUCUGUGGUCCGUUUCUGACAUGUGAAGUCGAGCUGAAGCCUUGUUCACGAAGAAACCUAAUUUGUUAAAAACAUCUAAUUGUAAUAUUCGCGGGGGAAAAGGAAUAGCUGCCGAUUUUUUCGCCCUCAUGGUCUCAGUAUAGUAUCAUAUGAAGGCUGUGCUUCUAGAUUGAGUUUCCUUAAGAGUAUUGUACCUUUUGUGUAUUUAACAUCUUGAGCUUUCUACAGGCAUGUGUUUCCAUUAGUAUUUAAGACAUUAGCCUCGGCGGUUGGAGUUUUAACACGUUUUCCGACCAGCUUUAAGAAUCUACCUUUAUACAGAGCAUUAUUAUGAAUUCAUGGAAAUUUGUGGAUGGCG